Arachis stenosperma is the source of this 1942-nucleotide messenger RNA. RefSeq names its product rhodanese-like domain-containing protein 4, chloroplastic. The record is from RefSeq and is a predicted model, not a curated record. Lineage: Eukaryota; Viridiplantae; Streptophyta; Magnoliopsida; Fabales; Fabaceae. The transcript has 9 exons. The coding region runs from base 147 to 1676 and encodes 509 amino acids.
CUUACUCCUCACUUUCUCCACUCAAAUCACACCCACAGGCCACAGCCAUCUGAAUUCUCAUGUUACUACUUCACAUUCAUACACUUGAACCUUUUCUGCUCGUAAUCUGAGUCCCAAAGAUUAAAUCUUUGGCACAUAAUUAUGCUAUGGAGGCCCUCAAUGCUGUUGGCUUGACCCCUUUAUCUGUGCUUUCUGACACAAGAAAACAACCCAGAAAAUUCUCUUCACUUGCUGCAAUUUCCGCGUGCAAAGUUUCAAACUUUUCCACUUCUAACAACACCCAACCUACUUUGCAACAGUGUUUAUCCAAGGGUCUGAUUCUUGCAGCUUCUGUUUUCAACACUGGACUUGCUGCUAGAGCUUUAACAUAUGAAGAGGCUUUGCAGCAAUCAGUGAAUGCUCCUUCUAGUUCUGGGGACUUUGAUAUCAACGGAGUUAUAGAUAGUGUUAUCAGUUUUGGAACAGAGAAUCCUGCUGUUAUAGCUGGAGGAGUAGCUAUUUUGGCUGUCCCUCUGGUCUUGUCACAGGUUCUGAAGAAGCCUAAGCCAUGGGGAGUUGAAUCUGCAAAGAAUGCGUAUGCAAAACUUGGUGCUGAUGACAAUGCUCAGUUGCUUGAUAUAAGACCACCUUCAGAAUUUAGGCUUGAGGGUACACCGGAUGUUGGAGGUUUGAGGAAGAAACAAGUUUCAAUUCCUUACAAUGGUGCUGAUAAGCCAAGAUUCCUGCAGAAACUUUCUUUGAAGUUCAAGGAUCCAGAGAAUUCUACUCUGUUCAUUCUGGACAAGUUUGAUGGGAACGCCGAACUCGUUGCUGAGUUGGUCACUGCUAAUGGAUUUAAAGCUGCUUAUGCAAUCAAGGAUGGUGCAGAAGGACCACGGGGAUGGAAGAAUAGUGGGCUUCCUUGGACACCACCAAAGAAAGGCUUGAGUUUGGAUUUUGGCAAUUUGGCAGAGGCUAUUGGAGAGAGCUCUGAUGGUUUGGCUGUUACUCUUGGGAUUGCUGCAGCUACCGGACUCGGUGUAUUAGCUUUUACUGAGAUAGAAACAAUUCUCCAACUUUUAGGAUCAGCUGCAAUUAUUCAGUUUGCUAGCAGGAAGCUUCUAUAUGCUGAGGAUCGAAAGCGAACACUACAACAGAUCGAUGAGUUCUUGAACACCAAGAUUGCCCCUAAGGAGCUUGGUGAUGAAAUAAAGCAAAUUGGAAAGGCUCUUCUACCAACUUCCACCAACAAUAAGGCUCUUCCUGCACCAACUGAACAAACCUCCGAGCCUACUACAUCAGAUACGACUGUACAGAAAGCAGAAGCUACUCCUGACACUAUAUCUGAGUCCAAAGUAGAUGCAGUAGCAGCCCCUUCUCCAGAAAUAAAUUCGGCCGAAGUUAAGGCACAAUCAAUUCCAGGGACCCCAACACCCCUUUCACCAUACACCAGUUAUCCUGAUUUGAAGCCUCCAACAUCUCCCACCCCUUCACAGCCCAAUUUACAGAAAGCAGAAGCUACUCCUCCGGACACUAUAUCCGAGUCCAAAGUAGAAGCAGUAGCAACACCUGCUCCUGAAAUAAAUUCAGCCGAAGUUAAGGCACAAGCACCUCCAGCAACACCAAGACCCCUUUCACCAUACCCAAGCUAUCCUGAUUUCAAGCCUCCAACAUCUCCUAGCCCUUCACAGCCCUAGAAUUUUGUUGUUGUAUACCAGGAAGAGAAUUAUAUAGCAGGGAAUCUUUUGUGUAAAAUUUCCAAUGCCAUAUCAAAAUCUUUAUGUACAAUGCAAUGGUCUUGCCACAUAAAAAUCUUAAACUUACCUAGCAUUUUAGGUUGAAGAUAAGAUCCAUGUGGUAGGUUGUAUUAUUUACAAUCUUUUGUGAAUACUCUUCAAUUUAUGCUACUUUCUACAAUCUUUUUGUAAUUGAUGGAUAGUUUAUAGAGUUGACUUUCAUAUUA